This is a messenger RNA of Synchiropus splendidus (mandarinfish), 2622 nucleotides long. RefSeq names its product zinc finger protein 774-like. Gene Ontology annotation, molecular function: DNA-binding transcription factor activity; RNA polymerase II cis-regulatory region sequence-specific DNA binding. The coding region runs from base 242 to 1813 and encodes 523 amino acids. Gene Ontology annotation, biological process: regulation of transcription by RNA polymerase II. NCBI's taxonomy places the organism in Eukaryota, Metazoa, Chordata, Actinopteri, Syngnathiformes, Callionymidae. The record is from RefSeq and is a predicted model, not a curated record. The transcript is spliced from 4 exons.
GUCACAUGUAAACCGAAUGGCAGGACCAAGCCAUCAUAGCAUCGCUUUGCUAUAGACUCAUAUCUACAGCGAAACGCAGCGGUCUGCAUCACUGUAUAAACCUAUUUUUCACGAAACGGUUUUAUAAGUGGCGCAGUUGUUGUGGUUCUAUUACAUGCUAAGCUAACGGUCUCACCGUGCUAACAACAAGUAGCAACCUGAUUGUGUCGCGGUGUCGCUUCAAUACAACUACGAUGCGUUUAUGGUUGGAUUUCCUCGCAGAAACAGUGCCAUAUGCCGUGUAUCCGGAUAUAAUCCGCUGUAUUUUUCUGAAACCCUGAGCUCCCCCGUUUGGCUCCGAGUUGACGCCAUGUCAGACCUGGACGGUCUCAUCGUGACCUUCCAGAGGCAGCUGUCAGAUGUGCUGGACACGGUGGUCAAGACGGCAAUGUACGAGGUGACCCGGUUGGUGGAGGACAACUUUUUGGAGGAGGUGAAACGUAGAACCCAGCAGGUGGACACCUUGAUGAGACAGCUGAAAAAAGCAAGUGGUCGAGAGGAGGAAGAGCUGGGGACAGCAGAGAUUUUGACAGGCGACUCAAACAAAGAUGGUGCCCCCCUGGAGAAACAGAUGGGCCGUAGAAGAUGUGAGCUUUCAGCUCCCAGCCUUGUUACUGGCUCCAAGGGAGUGGAUUUGAUUCUCGCUGCAAAUGUGAAGACGGAGGAGGAUGAACAGUGGUGUGAUCCCUGUCAUGGUGAAGCCGGUCCCUGUGAGGCCAGAAGAAUCAUGACAGAGGGAAAUCCAGCAGCUGCCCAAUGUGAGAAAAUGACCCCCAGUUGUCGCGACCAAAACCCGCAAAUAUCAUCAACCUUGUCCUCAGUCCAGGAGAACUCACACAAGCCCUCAGAACCAACUCAGGAGAGAAACAUAGGAAGGGAUUUCAGGAUUACUGUAAAACAUGCUGGCAGACUUCAUCACCAGAAUCCUGGAGGUGACUGGGAGGGUGGCCCCCAGGUAAGUCGACCUAAAAAAACAGAGGCUGUGAGCUCUGAAGCAGAAGUUAAGGUUCACAUCAGGAGAGACGCGUCCAAGUCUUCAGACACAAGGCUGCAGAGUACUGACGCGGCAUCUGUGCCGAUCAAAAAGGAGAUGGUUGUGGACCAAGACAGCUGCAAGGACAGUCUGAGUGACCUGCGAAAUACCAAGUCAUCAUGUCCGGUUGAUCAAAUCAGGAUCAGACUAGAUGAACCAAAGCAAUGCCACGAAGUGCAAGACAGGCUGACGCGGCAUACUAAAGUAGCUGCAGGUUUUGAGGUCCAGCAGUAUAAAAAUCCCAGGAAGACCUUCUCCAACAUUGCAGCUCUGUCUCAGUACAGUGUCGUCACCCUAAGCCCUCCAAGAAUUCCAUGCUCCUCUAAACCAUCAUCAACCUCUGCUCUCUCAGGCCAGCCAGUGCAGCUCCAUGACAAACAAACGGGAAUGGUCAACAGAACUGCUGGCCCUUGGGUACUGAACAGAACCCAGAACCUUUUACUACAUACAGACUCUCACUCAAUCCAGAGACAUCCUCUCCGCUGUGGCCAGUGCGGUAAAUGCUUUCCCCACCCGAGUAACCUCAAGGCCCACCUUCGGAUCCACUCGGGUGAGAGACCAUUCUGCUGCUCCCUCUGCGGCCGUGGCUUCACGAAGCUGAGCAACCUCAAAGCUCACCGACGUGUCCACACUGGAGAGAAACCAUACUGCUGCUUGGGAUGUGGCAAACGCUUCACACAGAACUGUAACUUGAAGCGCCAUCAGAGGGUUUGUGGCACGGGGCGUGAAGGAAAUGUUUAAGUGUUGGUCGGCGUUUUAUUCAAAAUGCUAACCAGUCAAAAUGUCUUUGUUUAACUCAUGAUGGUAAAAUGAAGCUUCAUGUUUUAUUCCAUGGCCAUUGUGGCAGGACAUUUCCAGAGCAUUUUAAAUUGAUGUCCAUCUCCUUUGCUCUGUCAAUGAAGCUUCAGUUUGCAAUCUUGACAAUAAGUAUUAACCUCACAUGGCCAAGUCACAUCCAAGUUGUAGAUGAGUUAUUGUAAAACUAUUAGAAGGUUUAUCUUUAAAUGUAAUAUCCACAAAAGUAGAGGUAAAUAAUGUAUUUGAAAAAUUCAUGGGAGUUCACAUUGAAGUACAACUUGGAUGUUGUUACAUUUCAUCUAUGUCUUGCUUAUGAUUGACUAUGGAUUGUGUGGUAAACAUUGCAGGAGUAGCGGCACAACACAUUUGCUAUGAGAAAUUUGGAUACAAAUUUAGAUCAGAACUAAAAUUCGCUUACAUGCAUCUUCACAGAGUCGAAUUGUGUAACUUCCUUUUGACAUGUGGUGGUUUGGUCAUGGUUAUUUAGUUGUGUUGAAGUCAUCUCGAGACACAUGUGACCUCCUGAUGUAGGCCAGUCAUUUAUUCUGUGACUCUUCUGCUAUUCUCUUUUAUUCAGCAUCAUGCUGCACUUGUGAUUUGAAUAAAGCGACUAGGUGGUCUGUCACUUAAGAGUCAACAUGUAGCUUGUUUAAGUAGGUUAUUCAUUUUCACAGUCUUGAAUUGAUGCCUUGAUAAAUGUGUUGAUCUUGUGGUCCUGAUUUGUUUCUUUUACUUUGCAGAAACUAGUUGAA